AUGGAGGGCAAAACGGUUUUGGUCAGCGUUCUCCUAGCGACACUCGCAAUAGCAGUCGUGGUUGCAGGUUUCAUGGCUGAAGCUACGAAGGCUAAGAGAUCUCAAAUCACAGUAGAAUACUAUGGUCUCGAACCUAUCGAACCUGAAUGUCACUAUCCGAGUAGUCCAGCCAUGGGUCUAGCCAUAGCAGCGACCGUGGCUCUUGUGCUAGCACGUACAAUCAUUCAAUCAACCACUGGCGGUUGUUGCUCGUGCUGCAAACCGCUCCAUAGCAUGCCCAAAUUAGGCCGAGUCUGUAUAGUGAUAUCAUGGAUUUUGUCUUCUAUAGCCGUUGUCCUAUUUAUUGCGGGUGCAAAGUUAAGCACUCAUAAUAGUGCGAUGGUAGACGUCAAUGGUGUGUACUAUUGUUACACUGUAAAGCCUGGGGUCUUCUCUGGAGCCGGUAUCAUGGGUCUCUUGAGCGUGCUUCUUGGUCUCGUCUACUACUUUUUAUAUGUCCAGGCUCAACGUCGUGCAGCCGAGAAGUCAGGGGCAGAUCUAGAACUCGAGAAACCACCAGUCACUGAUGUCAAGAAACCACCGAUCACCGAUGUCAAGAAACCACCAGUCACCGAUGUCAAGAAACCACAGGCGCCGUCGCAGAAUGAGUAA
Messenger RNA from Helianthus annuus (common sunflower), 651 nucleotides. RefSeq lists its product as uncharacterized. Lineage: Eukaryota; Viridiplantae; Streptophyta; Magnoliopsida; Asterales; Asteraceae. The record is from RefSeq and is a predicted model, not a curated record. The coding region runs from base 1 to 651 and encodes 216 amino acids. The transcript has 3 exons.